AUGGAACGUACAGAUAAUGAAAGUUUCGAUGAGCUCGAUAUGGACACUGAUGGGAGAUUUUGCGAUUCCCCAAUGGGAUCUCCUUCGUUUAUAGAUGUGCUAUAUGAAACAGAUCCGCUAUUUGUUUUAGUUCCUUCAGAUACUUUGAAAUUGGACAUAGAAGAUUUGCCUAUUAUUGAGCCAGAUUCAGUGCAAAGCGAUAAAGCAAGCACUGCUGUAUCAGAAGGAACUUCUGAAGGCUACGAUAAGCAGCCUACUAAAUCAUUAAGCCAAGAAAAUUUAUCCCAAUACAAAGAAAUACCAGAUUUUACGAUAAAAAGAAUUGGGAGUCUAACUCUCGAAGAACGACAUCUAAAAGUCCAAAAGUACUUGGACAAGCGCCAAAAGAGGACUUGGAAUAAAAGAAUAAAUUAUGACUGUAGAAAAAGAGUUGCUGAUAAAAGAAUAAGAGUUAAAGGACGGUUUGUUACUAAAGAGCAAGCUUGUUUACUGUUGGAAGAGCAAAAGCAAAUGAAUGCUCAAAUGGAAAUUGAAAAUAAUUCGCCUAGUCAGGUGUCACCUAAUUAA
Molecule: messenger RNA, 567 nt
Organism: Blepharisma stoltei
Lineage: Eukaryota; Ciliophora; Heterotrichea; Heterotrichida; Blepharismidae
Source: the annotation of a GenBank genome assembly